Molecule: messenger RNA, 1854 nt
Organism: Belonocnema kinseyi
Lineage: Eukaryota; Metazoa; Arthropoda; Insecta; Hymenoptera; Cynipidae
Product: leucine-rich repeat flightless-interacting protein 2
Exons: 9
Coding region: 467-1675 (402 amino acids)
Biological process (GO): regulation of DNA-templated transcription
Source: RefSeq, a predicted model, not a curated record
GCGUAUUCUCAGGUCUCAUCAGUUCUGGUUCUCAUUCUCAGUUCUGCAGUUUCUGCACUCAUUUUUUAUCCACAUUUAUUAGAUAAUUUGUAGGUGCACAAAUUUGUUAAAACUGGUACUGAUCGUACUGAUAUAAGUUCUGUGUUGAGAAUAAAAUUCGUCUCGAAAAAGCUUGCCCAGUGAGAAAAGUCGCAAAAUCUCUUCUGAUUUGCAGAUGGUCUGCGAGAGGAAGGGAGGAAGUCAUCAGAUUUCCAUCGAUUAUAUUUAUAGUGUCUCCGUUUAUUUUUACGUUUGGAAGACACCGAAAAAAACUAUGCACUCGUCCACCGGUUGAGGAGAUACGUAUCACCACAUAAAAUUGACAUUGGGAUUCAGUGGUGUUUAUCAUUGAUGUGGUGAAAUCUUAGUGGUGAUGUAAAUCAGUUUCAACGUGACUUAUAGAACAAGAAAAUUAGUAAGAGUAGAUAUGGAGUCAUCUGUAGCAGGACGGAGGCGAACUGCCACGAGGCAUUCUGCCGAAGAUCAAGCUCUGGACCAAAUUGCCAAAGAGGCAGAAGCAAGAUUAGCAGCUAGGCGACAAGCUAGAGCCGAGGCGAGGGAAAUUCGAAUGCGAGAAUUGGAAAGGCAGCAGAAAGAAGCUGAGGAAAACGCAGACAGGGUGUAUGAUAUGUGCACAGUAGAUAGCAGCAGAACAAUGAGGGUAACGCCAGAUCCAAUCAGAACUUCCCGUCUCCUUGCAAAUUCAAAUAACUUUCAGUCUAGUCGGAGGUCAUCUGAAGAUUCUUUGGAAGAUGCUGGUCUUGGCAGAGAUCCGAGAAUAGAACUCAAAGAAUUUGAAGAAAAAUUCAGAAAAGCAAUGAUUGCUAAUGCACAGUUGGAUAACGAAAAGUCGUCGUACGCUUAUCAAGUUGAUUUAUUAAAAGAUAAACUAGAAGAGUUGGAAGAAACGGCUGCUCAAUUGCGGCGAGAACUGAGGGAAAAAAAUCGAGAGGCAGAGCAACUUAAACGUAUCAGUCAAAGAUUGAAAGAGGACUUAGAUAUGUGCAGAGCUCAAUUAUUAGAAAGGGAUACUUUAAUACAGGAAAACGGUUUGGUGAUAGUAGAAGACGAAGGAAGUGACGGUGAAGAAACAGAAGGAGAAAAUGGUCUUCGUCCCAGAAGAAGAGUUCUGGUUAGUACAGAGGCAGCUGAAGUAUUACAAAACGCGGGAGAAGGCUCUUUAGAUGUACGGCUGAGAAAGUUUGCAUCAGAGAAAAAGGAAUUGCAGGAUGAAAUUCGUCAUUUAAGACUAGAAUUAGAAGAGGCCAGAAAUCGCAUGAGGCCAGAAAGAUCUACGGGUUUGGUAUUGGGUGGAUUGUCCGACUCUGAAGAUAUUCAACGAGAAGCUAAUAAAUUGAUCGCCGAUUAUAAAUUUAAACUUCAAAAGGCAGAGCAAGACAUGUCAACAUUGCAGGCGACAGUUGCCAGGCUAGAGAGUCAAGUGAUUCGUUACAAAUCAUCUGCAGAAGCGUCCGAAAAAGCAGAAGACGAAUUAAAAGUGGAGAAGAGAAAACUGCAAAGAGAAUUCAGAGAAUCCCAAGGCCGAGUCGAAGAAUUGGAAACUGCAAACACCCAUUUGCAACGAAGAUUAGAUAAGCUAAAGAAUGCGAGAUCGACUCUUUUGAAGGAGAUAUGAUAGAAGAUCAUAGAUAACUACUUUUUGGAAUGGUUGACUACUUUAAAAUGAAAUUCGAUUACAAGUUGUAGGCAAGUUAGAUUAAAGAAGAUCGUGUAAAGAUCCAGUAUACAUAUACGUGUAUACACACAUACACAUAUAUGUGUCUAUAUAUUGAAAAACAUGAAAUAUUCCUCAAA